AUGUUCCUCCGCACCGCAAUCCGUCUCCCCGCCAAAUCCUCUCUCCCUCUCCGCGCUUUCUCAACCCGCGCGGCCCUCCUCUCCGACAAGCCUCCCUUCGCAUUUGCCAGCGGUCCGGCUCCUCCGCGUCUCCCUAAAGAGGAGCAAGAAAUCUUCGAAGAGCUUCAGCGCAAGUCUACCGGCGCCUUCAGCACCCCGCAGAUCAACCAAUCGCCCGACUCAGAGCCCGCAGUGGCAGCCGAGAUCAACGCCACCGGCAAGGGCGAGGAGCUUCAUCCCGAUGUGAAGUACGGAGUGAAGCCUGAGUUUGAAGGAGAGAAGAACCCCAAGACUGGUGAGAUUGGUGGACCGAAGAAUGAGCCUCUGAGGUGGGGUGCUGAGGGUGACUGGAGCUACGGUGGACGGGUUACGGAUUUCUAG
Aspergillus luchuensis is the source of this 420-nucleotide messenger RNA. RefSeq names its product succinate dehydrogenase assembly factor 4 (gene FMP21). Lineage: Eukaryota; Fungi; Ascomycota; Eurotiomycetes; Eurotiales; Aspergillaceae. Gene Ontology annotation, cellular component: mitochondrion. The coding region runs from base 1 to 420 and encodes 139 amino acids. The transcript has a single exon. Gene Ontology annotation, biological process: mitochondrial respiratory chain complex II assembly. The record is from RefSeq and is a predicted model, not a curated record.